Acanthosepion pharaonis is the source of this 1401-nucleotide messenger RNA. The record is from the annotation of a GenBank genome assembly. Lineage: Eukaryota; Metazoa; Mollusca; Cephalopoda; Sepiida; Sepiidae.
AUGUUACGUUAUUUAAGGUCAACUCAUAUAAUAUACGCAAUAUAUAUACUCUGCUCAUUAUCUAUCUAUCUAUCUAUCUAUCUAUCUAUCUAUCUAUCUAUCUAUCUAUCUAUCUAUCUAUCUAUCCACUCUUCAUUAUCUAUCUAUCUAUCUAUCUAUCUAUCUAUCUAUCUAUCCACUCUGCUCAUUAUCUAUCUAUCUAUCUAUCUAUCUAUCUAUCUAUCUAUCUAUCUAUCUAUCUAUCUAUCUAUCUAUUUUGAUCCUUCCUAUCUAUCUAUCUAUCUAUCUAUCUAUCUAUCUAUCUCAAUUUGUUCAUAUCAGUCUGUUCAUAUCUAUCACAGUCUGUGCAUAUCUAUCUAUCUAUCUAUCUAUCUAUCUAUCUAUCUCAGUCUCUUCACAUCUAUCUCAGUCUGUUCAUAUCCGUCUGUUCAUAUCUAUCUAGGCCUGUUCAUAUCUAUCUAUCUAUCUAUCUAUCUAUCUAUCUAUCUAUCUAUCUAUCUAUCUCUAUCUAUCUAUAUAUAUAUCAGUCUAUCUAUAUCAUCUGUUCAUAUCUAUCUCAGUCUGUUCAUAUCAGUCUGUUCAUAUCUAUCUAUCUAUCUAUCUAUCUAUCUAUCUAUCUCACUCUUCACAUCUAUCUCAGUCUGUUCAUAUCCGUCUGUUCAUAUCUAUCUCAGUCUGUUCAUAUCUACCUUAGUCUGUUCGUAUCUAUCUAUCUAUUUCAGUCUGUUCAUAUCUACCUUAGUCUUUCGUAUCUAUCUAUCUAUCUAUCUAUCUAUCUAUCUAUCUAUCUAUCUAUCUAUCUAUCUCAUCUGUUCAUAUCUAUCUAUCUAUCUAUCUAUCUAUCUAUCUAUCUAUCUAUCUAUCUAUUUAGAUCCGAUAAAAUUAUCAACAUCGCCACCUGACAAUUUCAAGUUCUACCCAUCAUUUUUUUUUAUCUCGUUCAAUACAUUCAUUUCACUAUUUUUCUAUUUUUCUCUUUUCUUCCUAUUAUUUUAUUCAAUUUCAACGUCGCAUUUUUUCACUCUUACAUUUGCUUUCAAUUCGCUGUCGGCCAAGGCCUCUUUUCACGCUAGGCCAGUUCUCUCGGAGUUCCCUUCCGACCUCUCCGUCAUUGUGUACCAGAGCCUGGCGUUGCUGGCUUUCAUUCUUCACGCCAACAGCCACUGUCCUCACUCAUUCCAUCUCAAUUGUAUCCUCUUUCUGUGCAGUGCUUUUUCGCGCCGCGAACCGGACAGUCAUACAAUAACAAUCUAUCUCAAUCUGUUCAUUAUCUAUCUAUCUAUCUAUCUAUCUAUCUAUCUAUCUAUCUAUCUAUCUAUCUAUCUAUUACAGUUUGUUUAUCUAUCUAUCUAUCUAUCUAUCUAUCUAUCUAUCUAUCUACACAUACACACACAUAUAUAA